Messenger RNA from Plasmodium falciparum 3D7, 1296 nucleotides. It is a transcript of the gene PPase, whose product is annotated as putative inorganic pyrophosphatase. The coding region runs from base 1 to 1296 and encodes 431 amino acids. The transcript has 5 exons. Lineage: Eukaryota; Apicomplexa; Aconoidasida; Haemosporida; Plasmodiidae. The record is from RefSeq and is a predicted model, not a curated record.
AUGUAUAUAUAUAUUUUUUUGUGUAUAUGCUUAUGUAUGUCUAUGGGUUUGAGUAAUAUGUUUCGAGAGCAUAAUGUAAUAACUCCAAUGAAGAUGAGAUCUUUUAUUAACAAAAGUGUAAAAAGAAAUUUGGGAGAUUAUAAUAAAAAUAAGAUGGGAAGUAAACUUAUAAAUGUUGAAGGUGGCAAUAAUCAGGAUGAUAAUAAAUAUAAUAGUAACAAUGUAAUAAGCAUAAAUAAUAAAGUGAAUAAGAAUGAUUAUUUUAUAGAGACCAAUAAAGAAUUAAAAAUUAAUUUGAAUUUUCAAAAUAACAAUAUUAUAUCAAAUAUUUUUUCGAACAUUAAUAUAUAUGAUAAGAUAAGUAAUAUUUUUAUAAACAAUAAGAAAACAUAUAUGCUGAAAUAUAAUAAUAAUAUAAAUGAAGAGAAUUUCUUUAUAUCCUAUUUUGAAAAGAAGGAUGAUAAUUUUGUGCCUAUAUCACCAUGGCAUCAUAUUGAUCUGAAAAAUGAUGAUGGUACUUACAAUAUGAUUGUUGAAAUAACAAAAUAUAAUUACAUAAAAUUAGAAAUACAAUUAAGAGAGAAAUUUAAUGUUAUUAAACAAGAUAAAAAAAAAGGAAAACUCAGAUAUUAUCAUAAUUCCAUUUAUUGGAACUAUGGAGCUUUACCACAAACAUAUGAAUAUCCAAAACACAUAUAUCAAAACAAAUCAAAAAAAAAUAAGGAAGCAUUAUUAUUUACUGGAGAUAACGAUCCAUUAGAUAUUCUCGAUAUUGGUAGUGCAUGUCUAAAAAUCGGACAAGUGGUUCCGGUCAAGAUAUUGGGAGCUUUUACCUUGAUUGACGAGGGAGAAUUGGAUUGGAAAAUAAUAGCUAUAAACAAAGAAGAUAAACAUUAUGAGGAUAUCAACUCGUUAAGCGACAUAGAAAAGUACUACCCACAUACUCUUAGUUUAUUACUUGAGUGGUUCAGAUCAUAUAAAAUGGCAGAUACGAAGAAAUUAAAUUUAAUAUCUAAACAAUUAUAUGACAAGAAAGAAAGUGAAGAUCUUAUAAUGAAAACACAUCAUUAUUAUCUAGAGUUUCGAGAAGACGUAAAGAAAUUAAAAGAAGAACAUAGUAAAGAAACUAUUAAAGAACAUGAUUAUGUAAAUGCACAAAAUAUACAAUUUAAUUAUGACAAAUUAAAUAAUAAUGAUGAUGAACCUAUGGAAAAUAAUCUCCUGGAAGAUAUUAAUAUAACGUACUAUAAGUCUGAUAGUGCUUACAAGCCAGAUCUCAACAUAUGGACACCUUAA